AUGUUGGGCAGCGGGGCUAAGGCGACCGGGUUUCGCGGCGGGAGCUGUGGUGGGGCUGGGCGGCGGGACGGGGGGCAGGUCGGGGUUCGUAAUAAUUACUCUUUCUCUCUUCAGGAAAUACACAUAAAAGAAUGCAUAGAAAAAGAAGUAAAUCCUCACUUAUUACCAGGUGAACUGUUGCUUUGUGAGGCAAGCACAGUGUACAAGUAUAUACAAGAAGAUGGGUCAAAUCGUGGCACCUACGGGAAACUUGUAUGCACAAACUUCAAGAUUGCUUUCCUUGAUGAUGAUUCUGCUUCGGACGAUAACGAGCCACAACUUAAGAAUAAGAUUGUAGGAGAAAACGACAUAACCCUGCAAUGUGUAGAUCAAAUCUAUGGAGUUUAUGAUGAGAAAAAGAAACUUCUAACUGGACAAUUGAGAAAAUACCCAGAGAAGCUAAUUAUCUACUGUAAAGAUCUUAGAGUAUUUCAUUUCUGCCUGAGAUACACAAAAGAAGAAGAAGUGAAAAGAAUCGUCAGUGGCAUAGUUCAUCAUAGCCAGACUCCUAAGCUGCUUAAACGCUUGUUUCUGUUCUCUUACGCAUCAGCAGCCCCAAACUAUACAGAUGGAAGAAACCAGACUGUGAUGUUUGAUACUCUUGAGGACUGGCGUGAUGAGUUGGAGCGGACCAAAGGGAAUGUGAAAUACAAAGCAGUGACUAUCAAUGAAGGCUACAGAGUUUCUGAAAAGCUGCCUUUGUAUUUUGUUGUUCCCAUAUGCGUUUCUGAAGAGAGUAUCUUGAAGUAUGAAGGCAGAGGCAUUCCUGUAAGUAUAUAUGCAUUGCUGAGGGUAAGAAAUCUUAUUGAGAAGGCAUAA
Messenger RNA from Calidris pugnax (ruff), 858 nucleotides. RefSeq names its product myotubularin-related protein 12-like. The record is from RefSeq and is a predicted model, not a curated record. Bases 1 to 858 code for a protein of 285 amino acids. Lineage: Eukaryota; Metazoa; Chordata; Aves; Charadriiformes; Scolopacidae. The transcript is spliced from 8 exons.